AUCAUCGGCCACCUUCGGCUUUCCCCGGAGCAGCUCAGUCAGUUAGCUAGCCGAGCUGAUUAGCCCGCUACUACAAGCUAAUGUUUGCGGGAUAUUUAACGUUAGCCGCACCGGAGUGGAUGAUACAAGCGGUAUAGAAACAAUGGCGGACGUCGAGGAACAAGGUAUUUGUUCCUCGGUCCCCUCGUUGCCUCACCCUUCGUCCCGGAACGGCUCCGGCUCCGGCAGCGGUAACGUUACACCGGUCACCGGCGGCGGAGGCAGCUGCCAGACGGCGACAACCGUUAUCUCGGGCCCGCGGCUAGUCCGGAUAGUGAAGUCAGACUCGGGCUACGGCUUCAACGUUCGGGGGCAAGUGAGCGAAGGAGGGCAGCUACGGAGCAUUAACGGGGAGCUGUACGCGCCGCUGCAGCAUGUCAGCGCCGUCUUGCCGGGAGGAGCCGCCGACAGAGCCGGUAUUUCGAAGGGGGACCGGAUCCUGGAGGUCAACGGCGUGAACGUGGAAGGAGCGACGCACAAGCAGGUGGUGGAUCUGAUCCGGGCCGGUGAGAGGGAGCUGGUUCUGGCCGUGCUGUCCGUCCCGCCGCAGGAGGCCGACUGCCUGGAUCCCGGAGACGACGGCUCGGCUCAGUCCUGCUACGACUACUCCGACAAACAGGCCGUCCCCAUUUCGGUUCCCAGCUACAAACACACCGAGCUCAACCAUGAAAAGUUUGUGGUCUACAACGUGUACAUGGCCGGCAGACAGCUGUGCUCCAAACGCUACCGGGAGUUUGUGAUCCUCCACCAAAACCUGAAGAGGGAGUUUGCCAACUUCACGUUCCCAAAGCUGCCCGGAAAAUGGCCUUUUUCUCUGUCGGAGCAGCAGCUGGACGCCCGACGCAGAGGCCUGGAGGAAUACCUGGAGAAAGUGUGCUCAGUCCGGGUAAUCGGAGAGAGUGACAUCAUGCAGGAGUUCCUGUCUGAAUCGGAUGAGAACUACAACGGCGUGUCGGACGUGGAGUUGAGAAUAGCCAUGCCCGAUAAAACCACGCUCACCGUCAGAGUCCGCAAAAACUCCACCACAGACCAGGUGUAUCAGGCCGUGGUCAUGAAGCUCGGGAUGGACAGUGUGACGGCGAGCUACUUCGCCCUGUUUGAGGUCAUCAACCACACCUUUGUGCGCAAACUGGCCCCCAACGAAUUCCCCCACAAACUCUAUGUACAGAAUUAUACCUCAGCCAUCCCGGGAACCUGCCUCACUCUGCGCAAGUGGCUCUUCACCACAGAAGAAGAGAUUCUGCUCAACGACAACCAGCUCGCCGUCAGCUACUUCUUUCACCAGGCCGUGGACGACGUGAAAAAAGGCUUCAUCAAAGCCGAGCAGAAAUCUUAUCAGCUGCAGAAGCUGGCAGAGCAGAAGAAGACGUCCAUGUACCUGAGUCUGCUGAGAGGAUGCGAAGGCUACAACGAGAUCAUCUUCCCUCACUGCUCCUGCGACUCGCGGCGUAAAGGCCACGUCAUCACCGCCAUCAGCAUCCACCACUUCAAGCUGCACGCCUGCACCGAGGAGGGCACGCUGGAGAACCAGGUGAUCGCGUUCGACUGGGGGGAGAUGCAGCGGUGGGACACCGACGAAGAGGGCAUGGCCUUCUGCUUUGAAUAUGCACGAGGGGAGAAGAAGCCACGCUGGGUCAAGAUAUUCACACCUUAUUUUAACUACAUGCAUGAGUGCUUUGAGAGAGUCUUCUGCGAGCUGAAGUGGAGGAAGGAGGUGGAAGAGGAGGCGACAGACAAGGACAAUAAGAACUGCAGUAAAGAUGGUAUGUGUGGCAAGAAUAUUUUCCAGCUGCUGAGGCACAGAAGGGAUGGGGGCACCUAGGAAGGGAGAUCGUCACCUCUUAACGCCGCCUGGACCCCCAAAAAACACUCCGCUAUUAAUCACACGGACGUCAUUUUACACUCUACAUGAGAAGCUACCGCCGACAUGCAGACCAACAAGCAUCCGCUGAACAACACAUCCGAAUAAACCGAAGCAUUAAUAUAAAAAAAAAAAAAAAGACUCGCGAACCAGAACACGCAUCAUCAUCAUCAGGCCGAGCUCUGUCAGGAAGGCGUCUACGGACCGAUGGAGCCUUCUUCUUCUUCUUCUUCUUAAAUGCAGGGACUUGAAGUGGAAAGUGACGGGCAAAUGAGGAGGUUUGGAGCCUCCCUUUGAAGUCGACAAAGAAAGCCGGAGUGAAUGAGGAAUCACCGGCGGACUAACGGAGCUAAAGUGAAAGCUGUUGGCGCUCACAAAGGCGACGGCAGAUAACAGUAAUCAGCGACACCGAGGGCCGACCGCAGGAAGACACUUAGCUUCUCAAUUUAGGGAUUAGAGCGGCGCUGUGCCGUGUGUCUGGUCGUGUAAUCUUUGCGAGCAGCGACCAUUAAGAAUGUAAGUCACAGCCGAGUCGCAGAACGGAGAUUUUUCAUCGGUUUCUCGCUACGUUUGCAUUGAAAAAGUCAACGUGGCGUAUGAGGGAAGGGGAAGCAGACGUUUGUUUUACACAUUUUUUUUGAUCAGAGUUUAAUUUUUGCACUUUAUCCAACAGUAUUAACAACCUCCAAAUGUGCAGAAAAAAUGUAAAGAGCAGAUAAUGGGCAUCAUACUGGAAUAAGCUUACUUUAUAUUCAUUUUUAACUGACUGACUGACUGCAGUGUCAUUCUAAACAGAUAAACCCCAAAUUAUUCACAGCCACAGUGGGUUUUUCUCUGACCGAAAGGUUUCUUCUGGUUGAAAACAGCACAAACAAGUGACUAAACACAGUAAGGUUUUGUGUUUUAGGUGCUGAUGAUGAAUUUUUAACAGUUUUUAAUUGAUUUUUUAAACAUUUUUACUAAAAAUUAGUGUCCAAAAUUAUUCAUACUCCUUGAAAUUGUUUUAAAUUUUAGAGAAAACGCAGCUUCUGUCUCUUUCCAGAUGUUCCUGGUGAUCUCUAGCUUAUUGUAGGCCAAAGGUGUCACAUUCAUUUUAAUUCAGCCCAGUUUAGUCUCAGGUGACCAGUAAAAUCAGAGCAUAACCUAUAAAUAGCCACAACUCCAAAUGUUUCCUUUGUUUUAGUGCAAAAAAAGUACAUUCUGAAAAAGUUCACAGGACAAAAUCUGACAAAAAUGAGACUCAGAAUAACAAAAACAAGACACAAGAUGACAAAAGCAAGAAACAAAUUGAGACAAACGACUCGAAACAAAACAACAGAGACAAAAAAUUUACAAAAAAAGUUACAAAGUGACAACAAAACUGGACAAACGAGACAAAAAAUGACGAAACAAUAGACAACACAAGCGAGACAAAAAGGAAAUACAAAACGACAAAAAUGAGAAACAGAAUGACCAAGCCUUGAGAGAAACGACAAAUCGGACAAAAAAAACAAAAACGAGACAGAAUAUUACGUAAAUGAGACACAAAAUGACAAAAAUGAGACAAACGACACGAAACCAAAGAAAAAAGAGACAAAGUUAGACAAAAAAAAUUAUAAAGUGACAUAAACAAGGACACAAAUGACGAAAAAAACGACAAAAAGGAACAAAGCGAUAAAAAAAAACAAGACAAAAUAUUGCAAAAAUGAGACACAAAAUGACAAAAAUGAAACGAACGACACAAAACCAAACAAAAAAGGGACAAAAAGUUAGACAAAAAAGUUAGAAAGUGACAAAAACAAGGGAAAAUGACGAAAAAACAACAAAAAAGGAACAAAGCGAUAAAAAAACAACAAAAACAAGACAAAAUAUUGCAAAAAUGAGACCCAAAACGACAAAAGAACAAUGAGCGAUCUAGCAUUUUACUUUAUGAUCAAAACAACUUGUCAAAAAAUUAUUUUAAAUUUGCAAUUUCACCAAUUUACAAUUUGCAGUUAAUGUCUUCUCUGUAAUUUUUACUCUUUACAGUCGUCCAACAGGCCAGAUUCAACCCUCUGGAGGGCCGGUUUUGUUUGACACCCUGGUCUACAGUGUUCUAAUCCACUAACAGGUCUUUAGUCAAUUACUGCUUAAUUACAAGUCAUGUCUAAAGGAAACGAAAUCAUGAGAACAGAGGAGCACCUCCGGCAGUCUGCAGAAAAAAACGCAUUUCCAUUAUUUUACAGGUUCCACUGAGGGUUUCUACAACUAAAACAUGUCAUUUUGUACUAAUUACACAGAAAAUGGAGGCAGUUGCUUGAGUUUCUUUAUUUCCAGGAAGAAAGAAAAUCUCCAGAAAAGCCCCUCAGCAGUUUAAUACAAUCUAAUAUGAUGUUAGAUGAUGUCCUCGGGCAGCGUGGGAGCUUCCAACAAGAUGAUGAUUGGAAAAAAAAUGGAGACAAAGUGGUGAAGAAAUGGUGAAGAGAAGACAGUCUCUCCCACUAUAAUAUAGUUUUUGUUUUUAAAAAUGACUAAAAAAAGCAUCUAAACUGUUAAAAUCUAUCUCCAAAACAACGUCUUACUGUUUUUAUCUCUUGUUUGCAUCAUUUCCAACCAUAAGAAACCUUUUAAUCAAAUAAAAUUCAUUUUUAAAUCUUGAUAAUUUAGUUUAUAUCUGCACCGCAUCGACAAAUUCAAGCCAUGCAUUAAACCGUUUGCGUAUUUCUAGUUUUAACUGAACACUCCAUGCUUUUGUUGGUGCGAUCAGACGGUGAGGGUUCGACUGUGUUCAGAGUGUGUUACCCACAUCGGACAGCAGGGGUCCUUCUCCUCCUUCCGUCCUUCUGUCUUCUUCCUUCCUUCAUCCCUCUGCCAUCGCUGUGAUUCGUUUCUGAGAGCUCCCCCAGGAUUUAUAACAAGCCUGUAAUUCAAACGACCUCCCCGUGCAGCGCCGUUUAUCUCUGUUGCCGGUUCAGGUUAGACAGGAUCUCCGUCUGGAAAAGCUUCUGAUCACAUAAUGAAACAAUCAGAUGAAGUGCAGAUUAACGUCUCCCUAAAUGAGCUCGCUUAUUGUCCUAAUUAAGAAUAAUGUAGUAACAAAACGAUACCAAUGAUGCAAUGCGGACGACUAAGCAAAAAACAGGAAGUAAUUAUAGCUUAUUACAUCAUUAGAACCUGGCAUUAAAUAUUUACUCUUGUACAGUGCAGUAUUGGGUGUUUAACUCUCCUAUUACCUUCAAAUUUACUGACAUCUUUUAUCCUUGGGGUCAGGUAGAGUCCAGUCAUUUAAACCUCCAGAAAAUUAUUAUAAUUAGGGAAUUAGGGUCCGAGCACCAACGGUGGAAGGAACUCUUGGAAGGCUUUUUUCUUAUACUUUGUUCUUCAUGCGAAAAAGAUGCAUUUUUGAGGCCCUAAAAAUACUUGAAAAUGUGUGAAAAUUUCCCCACGCAUCAGGUCCGACAACAAUUUCUGAUAUUUUAAGGGAAAUGUACACAUAUGUGGCCAAAUAGCUUAUUAGCACCACCUGCAUUAUUGUGAAGAUUCAGCCCCACAUCUGUAACACAUCAGGACUCACAACAAACUCUCUUGCACAAAUGCCAUAAACCUAACAGGAAGUCGGCCAUUUUGAAUUAUGUGGCGUAUUUUGGAAGAUUUAGGAGCAAUUUUUGCACAUUUUCUAAAUCUAUAAACUCAAACACAGUAACCCCAACAGAGCUGAAAUUUGGCAAGAAUGUACUGCAGGAAUGGGUGAUAAAAAAUUGUGAAAAUACUCCGCAAAAGUCUGACGGCAUGGAAAUGGUGGCCGACGAAAUCUUGAUGUUUUGCCUUGAAACAGGAAGGGCUGUCUGACUUGACAUGCUCCAAUCUGCUUGAAACUUUACAUGUGUGAUCAGAGUCCAGCCCCGAUGACUUUCACAGUGAUAGCGCCACCUGGUGGACAGUUUUGAUAGUUUGCCAUAAACAAAGCCAUAGGCCGAAAUACACUCUCGGUCGCACCGCCACCUGGUGGACAUGCUUGGAUUUGUUGACCAACAAGGAUCCAAGGACCCAUCCAACGCUGCUUGCAGCUUUAAUUGUUGCUCCCCAAGUUUAUGUGUCAGUUAUUUUAGAUCUGUUUGUCAAUGACCUAAGGAGCCCUUUUGCUAAGGGAGAAGAAAGAGAUCUUUUUUCAGUGUUUUAAUGGCUUUAUAUUAUUUUGAAGUACAUAUUGUAGAACAUUUGGAAUGAAAAACAAGUUCUGUUAUCAAGAAUAGUAACAGGAAUUAUAUUCGGGAUCUAUUUGACCCCAGGAAAAGCGAACAUAACUUCAAAAAGUUUAGGGCCCUGAAGCUUUUUGAAGCCUGUUAUAGUGACCAAAACAUCCAAAACAAAACAGUGUAAAAUCUUGAUAUUUCUUCUAUGGUUUCUAAAAGCCAGAAUACUAAUGCCUUCAACACUGAAAACAUAUCAUCACAUCCAUUUUAGGUUUACCCAGCUAUCCCCAAUAAAUUAGGAGAAGUCAUUAAAUAUGAAGCAAAAAAAAUGAAAUUUGAAAACUGACCCUGAAGAUAACAGGAGGGUUAAUCAAAUCUGCAUGACUUGAUUGCGCCGGAAGUUCUUAUUAUUGUGAGACGGUUGAUUAAAAAUCAGUGUCAUGUUCGUCAGAAUUUAUUCAAAAUCACUUAAAGUGAUGCUCAAAGCUCAAGUGUCAUUCAAAGCGUUUUCUGAGUUUCUACGAAGCAAACAUGAUGUCAGCCAGCGAUGGUACGAAGCUGAAGCUCAGCCUCGACUCGCAGUGUUCGGCCGCUGAUGAGAAAAUAAGCAGCAUUCUUGUUAUCUGCAACCAAGUGGCCGGCGUAAAUGGAUUUACAUCCUGCUAAUAGUGCUUGUUAUAACGAUGCUGCCGGUCACGAAAGGCCGUUUCGGGUGAUUAAUGAGCUUCGGCGAACCCUUUUGUGGGCCUAAUUGAAUGAGUUGAGGCUGAACGCAUUCCCGGGAAAGCUCGUCUGUUUACCGAAGCGCGUCUGACGCAGUCGAUCCUCCGCCGCCGUCUGAUCGCCUCACCUCCCUCCUUCCUUCCCUCUCCGGUCCCGGCCGAAGCUAAAUGUCACGUACGUUAUUUAUUCCGGUAGUUCAGCUGAUAAAGUGGAGCUUUUCGGCUCUGAGAGGAGGACGGAGACCCGGUGAGAUGGAAGACAGUGUUUGGUUACAUCGCUUACUGUAAUAAAUUGUAACAUAUUCUUUUAAAUAAACUGAUUUAUUGAUGCAA
Molecule: messenger RNA, 7106 nt
Organism: Acanthochromis polyacanthus (spiny chromis)
Lineage: Eukaryota; Metazoa; Chordata; Actinopteri; Pomacentridae
Gene: snx27b
Product: sorting nexin 27b
Exons: 13
Coding region: 143-1861 (572 amino acids)
Biological process (GO): intracellular protein transport; signal transduction
Cellular component (GO): early endosome
Molecular function (GO): phosphatidylinositol-3-phosphate binding; protein binding
Source: RefSeq, a predicted model, not a curated record